Cariama cristata (Red-legged seriema) is the source of this 4287-nucleotide messenger RNA. Its product is annotated as piezo-type mechanosensitive ion channel component 2-like. NCBI's taxonomy places the organism in Eukaryota, Metazoa, Chordata, Aves, Cariamiformes, Cariamidae. Gene Ontology annotation, cellular component: plasma membrane. The transcript is spliced from 29 exons. The record is from RefSeq and is a predicted model, not a curated record. Gene Ontology annotation, molecular function: monoatomic cation channel activity; mechanosensitive monoatomic ion channel activity. The annotation marks the transcript as partial. Gene Ontology annotation, biological process: detection of mechanical stimulus; regulation of membrane potential; cellular response to mechanical stimulus.
AUGGACAGAAUACAAUCCAGUGUGAAUUUCAGUCAGCUGGAGCCAAGCCGUAACACCAGCCCUGAACGUGCUCGGAUGCUGCGGAAGUUUGAAUCUGGGUCAAAUCCAAACACAGCUCUUCUUUUUUUUUGUUAUAUCCACAGGUUGUUCGGUGUCACUUCUCUUACUCAGACAAACUGCUCAAGCACUUGGAUGAUCAUCAAAAAUCAGGAGUUACAUUGGUAUCACCAUGCUAAUCCAAUCUUACUCCUGGUGAUGUACUACACCCUCGCAACUCUUAUCCGUCUCUGGCUGCAGGAGCCCGUUCAGAUGCCUGACGAAGAGAAAUCUGUUAGCAGGGAAGAUGACAAAGAAAUAGCCUGCAGCCCAAUUCCAAUGACAGCAGAGAGAAGACGCAGUCUGUGGUACGCAAGCCACUAUACAACUGAUGAGAGAAAACUUCUGUCAGUGACCCAAGAUGAAUACAAGCCAUCGGAUGUGUUGCUGGUGACAGUGAACGGGAGCCCCGCUGACUAUCACACCAUCCACCCCACACUACCAUUAGAAAAUGGUCCGGCCAAAGCAGACAUGUACUCAACACCACAGUACAAAUGGGAGCCUUCGGAUGACAUGUCAGAAAAGGAAGAGGAGGAGGAGGGAGAAGAAGAGGAAAUUACUCAGGAGGAAAAAGAAAAUGUUAAAUUACAUGCCCUUGUCUCUGUGUUCCAGUUUAUCAUGAAACAAAGUUACAUUUGUGCUCUGAUAGCUAUGAUGGCGUGGAGUAUCACGUAUCACAGCUGGUUGACCUUUGUGUUACUGAUCUGGUCUUGUACAUUGUGGAUGAUUCGGGACAGAAGGAAAUACGCCAUGAUCAGUUCACCAUUCAUGGUUUUCUAUGGAAAUCUACUGCUAACAUUGCAGUAUAUAUGGAGUAUUGAGCUCAAGAAUGAUGAGCUUCCUCAAGUAUCUGGUUUUUUAGAAAGAAAGGAACCUGGGGAGUUGGCAUCAAAGAUUCUUUUCACAAUUACUUUCUGGCUACUGCUUAGGCAACACCUCACUGAACAGAAAGCACUUCACCUAAAAGAAGCUACUUUAUCUGAGGUCAAAGUUGGAAGUGAAGAAAAUGAAGAAGAAGAAGAGGAGUUGCGAGAGGGAGAAGUGGCAGAAGAACAGGAGGAGGAGAAGAGAGAGGAGGAGGAAGAGGAUGAUGAGGAUGAACAGGAUAUUAUGAAAGUCCUGGGGAAGCUGGUGAUGGCUAUGUUCAUCAAGUACUGGAUUUACGUCUGUGGGGGCAUGUUCUUCUUUGUCAGCUUUGAGGGUAGAAUUGUCAUGUACAAAAUCAUCUAUAUGGUACUGUUUCUCUUCUGUGUGGCCCUCUAUCAGGUGCACUAUGAAUGGUGGAGAAGGAUUUUAAAGUACUUUUGGAUGUCAGUGGUUGUUUACACAAUGUUGGUACUUAUCUUCAUCUAUACAUACCAAUUUGAGUCAUUCCCUGGGUUGUGGAAGAACAUGACAGGCCUGGAUGAAAACAAACUAGCAGACCUCGGCUUAAAACGGUUUUCUGUGGCUGAGCUAUUCACACGCAUCUUUAUCCCCACCUCCUUUCUACUGGCAUGUAUCUUACACCUUCACUAUUUCCAUGACCGGUUUCUCCAGCUCACUGAUUUAAAAGCUGUAACCAGCAAACAGGACAACACUAUUUACAGACUGGUGCACCAAGAUGGAAGCCUGCCUGACAUAACUAUGAUGAAUUUAACAGCCAGCAGAGAAAAGGAAGAGGAUAAAAUGCUGGAAGAAGCUGGUGAGAAAAGAAUGGAACAACCAGAGGGGGAGGGGGGGAAAAGGAGGGUUGAAAAAGGAAAAGAAGAAGAAAAGGAAGAUGAGGACAAGGAAGGUGAUGAUGAUGAAGACAAUGAGUCAGAGGAAGAAGAAACUACAGACCUAAGGAACAAGUGGCACCUGGUGAUUGACCGCCUAACUGUGCUGUUCUUGAAAUUCCUGGAGUAUUUUCAUAAGAUGCAAGUCUUCGUGUGGUGGCUGUUGGAGCUGCACAUCAUCAAAAUCGUUUCCUCAUACAUCAUCUGGGUCACAGUGAAAGAGGUGUCUCUGUUUAACUUUGUGUUUUUAAUUGCCUGGGCUCUUGCUUUGCCAUAUGCUCAGUUUCGCCCAUUGGCAUCAAGUAUCUGCACUGUUUGGACAUGUGUGAUUAUUGUCUGCAAAAUGUUGUACCAGCUCACAUCUAUUGAUCCCAGCACUUUUUCCAGUAACUGUACAUUGCCAGGAGAGAAUGAAACUAAGGUCAACUUAGAAGAACUCAAAACCUCAGUCCUCUACAGUGGGCCAGUUGAUCCUGCAGAGUGGGUUGGAUUGAGGAAGUCUUAUCCCCUGCUUGUGUACUUAAGGAAUAACUUACUGAUGCUGGCUAUUCUGGCUUUUGAAGUUACAAUCUACCGUCAUCAAGAGUACUACAGAUGUCGAAAUAACCUUACCGCACCUGUGACUAAAACCAUUUUCCAUGAUAUUACAAGAGCGCAUCUGGAUGAUGGACUGGUAAACUGUGUCAAGUAUUUCAUAAACUAUUUCUUCUACAAAUUUGGUUUGGAGACCUGUUUUCUUCUAUCAGUGAAUGUAAUUGGUCAACGAAUGGAUUUUUAUGCUAUGAUUCAUGCCUUCUGGCUGAUUGCUGUAUUGUAUCGACGUAGAAGAAAAGCUAUUGCAGAGAUCUGGCCAAAAUACUGCUGUUUUCUGGCAUGCAUCAUUACAUUCCAGUACUUCCUUUGCAUUGGCAUCCCACCUGCUCCUUGUAAAGACUAUCCAUGGAGAAGUGGUAAUGCCAACUUCAACUCCAACAUCAUAAAGUGGUUAUACUUUCCAGACUUCAUUGUGAGGCCAAACCCUGUCUUCCUUGUCUAUGAUUUCAUGUUGCUACUGUGUGCAUCCUUACAAAGGCAGACAUUUGAGGAUGAAAAUAAAGCUGCAGUACGAAUCAUGGCUGGAGACAAUGUGGAAAUUUGCAUGAAUCUUGAUGCAGCAUCUUUUAGCCAGCAUAAUCCUGUUCCUGACUUCAUUCACUGCCGGUCCUACUUAGACAUGUAUAAGGUGAUAAUAUUUAGUUACCUCUUCUGGUUUGUGCUUACUAUAAUCUUCAUAACGGGAACCACGAGGAUCAGCAUAUUCUGUAUGGGCUACUUGGUAGCCUGCUUUUAUUUCCUUCUCUUUGGUGGAGAUCUGUUGCUGAAGCCCAUCAGGAGCAUUCUGCGUUACUGGGACUGGCUGAUUGCCUACAAUGUCUUCGUGAUCACAAUGAAGAACAUCCUCUCGAUAGGAGCAUGUGGCUACAUUGAAUCAUUAAUUAAGAAUAGCUGCUGGUUGAUUCAGGCAUUUAGCCUGGCUUGUACAGUUAAAGGCUACCGUAUUCCAAUGAACAACCUAGAUUGUAAACUGCCCAGUGGAGAAGCAGGAAUCAUUUGGGACAGUAUCUGCUUUGCUUUCCUGCUGCUGCAAAGAAGAGUCUUCAUGAGUUACUACUUCCUGCAUGUGGUUGCAGAUAUAAAAGCUUCUCAGAUCCUAGCAUCAAGAGGUGCUGAGCUUUUCCAGGCAACGAUUGUCAAGGCUGUAAAGGCAAGAAUUGAAGAGGAAAAAAAAUCAAUGGAUCAACUGAAAAGACAAAUGGAUCGCAUCAAAGCCAGGCAGCAAAAAUACAAAAAGGGUAAAGAGAGGAUGCUCAGCAUGACCCAGGAGUCCUCAGAGGGGCCAGAGAUUCAGAAGGUUUCUGAAGAAGAUGACGAAGGAGAAGCAGACAAAGAGAAAGCCAAGGGCAAAAAAAAGCUGUGGUGGCGGCCUUGGGUUGAUCAUGCUUCCAUGGUCAGAAGUGGAAAUUAUUAUUUGUUUGAGACGGAUAGUGAAGAGGAAGAGGAAGAGGAGAAAAAAGAAGAGGAAGAGCCUCGAAAAAAAUCUGCGUUUCAGUUUGUUUAUCAGGCCUGGAUUACUGACCCUAAAACAGCACUACGACAGAGGCACAAAGAAAAGAAAAGUUUUGGGAGAGAGAAGCGAAGGCGAAAAGGAUCUGGGGAUGGUGGUACUGAUGCAGACUGUGAAGACAGUGAAGAGGAACCUGCCAAGAAGAAAUCUGAUGGACCAGAUAACAUCAUCAAGAGGAUAUUUAAUAUCUUGAAGUUCACUUGGGUCCUUUUCCUGGCAACACUAGACAGUUUUACAGCUUGGCUUAAUUCCAUCUCAAGAGAACAUAUCGAUAUCUCCACUGUGCUAAGAAUUGAGCGCUGUAUGCUGACCAGGGAGAUUAAGAAG